AUCUUUUCAGAUGCCAUAUUCAGCUUUUUAAAUGAUACUUAUCAGCGAAUCAGUGAGUUACCAGAUCCAAAGCCUCAUGUUAAAUACCCUCGAGAACCUGGCUACAGACCAGCCCCAGAGGAAAACCCUUUCAAUGCAUGGUGAGUUGGGGGUUUUGUAGUCAAUUUUUACUGUUAUUUUCCCAUGCGAGACCAGCUGAUCUGUUUAUAGUCUGCUGCAGAGCUGCCAGGAAAUCUGUAGCAGAUCUGCAGAUAGUCUAUAGAUUAUAUCAGCAGAUCUUCUGCGAAUGUCUGCAGAACGUUUGUAGAAAAAAUGAAGAACAUCCUAAAAAGACUCUAAAAAUGUAUGCAGGCCUGAUUUCCUUGAGUUAGUGCGACUUGUUAUACAAAAAACAAUUGGGUAUUGGGUACAAAAGUUUUUUAGAAAAUUCUCAUGUCACGCAAAUCACCCCAUGUAAGUAACAAUCCAGAUUCCAGGAUCGGGCAAAUUUUUGCUUGUGGAAUCCAGAAUCAGUACGUUUUUGCUGUGGAGUCUGGAAUCCUGGGCUUUGGAAUUGGGAAUACAGCUCAAGGAAUCCAAAAUCCCUCUAAUGAUUGUUUCAGUGACAAAGAAUCCAGAAUUCAGCACCUGGGAUCUGGAAUCCAUGGCGUGGAAGCAAGAGAAUCCACGACUGCCUUGGAUUCCUGUACAUAGGGUGACACAAAGUGAAUUGUUGCUGAGACCUGUCCCUGUAUUGUGUCCCCGGGGCUAAUGUGCGUAUCUUGACAAUAUUAAGUUGCAUGAUACAAAGGUCAAAAGUCAGUUUUGCACUGCAGGUACUGGCGAUGUAACAUAGUUGGUACACCAAGUGGAAAACUCCUUGGAAAGACCAUAGCCAUGAAGGACACCAUUUCUGUAGCGGGAAUACCCAUGAUGUGCGGCUCACAUCUGUUAGAAGGCUACAUCCCAGAUUAUGAUGCAACUGUGGUAUCCAGGAUAUUGGAUGCUGGUGGGACAAUCACUGGUAAAGCAGUGUGUGAGGAGUGGUGUUUCACUGCGACCAGCUGUACUUCAUUCACAGGUCCUGUUGUUAAUCCUUAUGAUGAAAAAAGAAUGGCACUUGGAUCCUCAUCUGGUUGUGCGGCACUGGUAAGUGUCAUUGUUAGUAUAUAUUUUUUAGCCCAUCUGUUUUGUCCCAGGUGAGUAAAAUAUAUAUUUUUGUUAAGGGUGCUUUUGAGACCAAUUUGGGAUCUAACUCAAGUCCUUGAAGAAAAAAAGGAAAUUGUGUUUUGAAAAGUGGAGAAAUUAUCUGUACCAUCUAUGAGGGCAAGGCAUUGUUGAUGGUAGAAUAAAAAUCAGUAUUAUUAACAGGUCGCUGGAGGUAAAGUAGACAUGGCUAUGGGCGGUGAUCAAGGAGGUUCAAUAAGAAUACCUGCCGCUGCCUGUGGGAUUGUUGGAUUGAAGCCAACGUAUGGGCUAGUGCCGUACACAGGGAUAAUCCCAGUGCACACUUGUUUGGAUCACACAGGACCGAUGGCAAGAACUAUGAAAGAUGUGGCUUUACUUUUAGAGGUAAACUGGAAACUUCCCGCAAGUAAGAUUCUUGCAAAUAUCUUUAGGAAAUUUUUUUAUGGUUGUGUUAGAGGUGUGUGUUCUAGUGUUUAAUUACAAGAAGCCUUUUACCUAGUUUUUGUUUUCAAAUUGCUUUUUAGAGGCAACGAGAACUUCACGACUUUAUCAGGACGAAGUUGAGUAGUUUCAGACAUACAUUACACAGAAAGAAAUAUUGCUUUAGAUUGUUCACACAGAAAAAUGAGCUAUAAGCCUUCACAGAGCGCAUCAAGCCAAUCAAUGCAUUAGCACUGAGAGUUGUUUGUCAAAGCAUAUAUGCACGUGUAGCAAGAGUCCUUAGACAUUUGAAUGCUUGCUUUGUGGUUUGAUUCAUUAAGGUGGUUGCAGGAUCGGAUGGAGACUUGGAUCCAAGGCAACCACGUGAUCUCAGCACUCCUGCCAUAUACACCAGCUCGGUAAGUACAAUAGUUCAGGUUUCCCCAUCCUUCCCAGGGUUUGAACAUUUUUAGACAGCUAAACAAUGCUUAUUAAAUGAAACACUGAGCUAGUCAACAAAACCAGUUAAGAAAUCUAACCUCGGCCAGCUCUUUCCACCAGCACCCAAGCUGUUUGACACAAAAUAGCAGGCCAACUUUUCACUCCAGAGAACACAACUUCCACCAAACAAGCUCAUCCUCCUCAAAGUCUCACUUUUUGUCGUUUAGCUUUGGUAACGCGUGAUUUGUUCACUUGAUUUGCUUUUCCUCACUGACAUAUAUGUAAGCCAAACUAAUUCUCUGUCUCCCUUUAAACCUCUACAGCUCACAGGUAACAUUUCCGGGCUGCGUAUCGGACUGCUAAAGGAGGGAUUCAACAUGUCGGAUGCCGACAUGAAGAUUAUGACAAUGGUGAAAGAAGCCGCUGAUCGGUUAUCAUCACUGGGUGCUACUGUUGGACAGGUGUCAGUACCAAUUCAUUUUGAUGGUAGGCUGUAGCCUUUGAUAUGUGAAACAAGCAAUAUGAAUAUGUUCUAUCCCAAGGACCACACAACUGCUGGUCUUUGCCUUAAGGUGGAUCUCCGCUGUCGUGUAAUUUAUAUUUGGGUACCCCCGUAAAUUUCACGCUUGUAAAUAGUUGAGCGAGGUUUAUUUAAGUUUUACGUUUACGUGUGACCUUUCAUACAUUGCCUCUAUUUUAUUUGCACAUGUGCAAAUUACGCAACAGUGGAGAUCCACCCUAAGGUUUGCGUAUUCGUCUGUGACAUACUAGGGACCUUACGAGACUACGACGGCGACAGCACGGCGAACGUCAAAAAAGCAAUAGGUUUGAUGAGCAAGACAACAACUCUGCACGUGCAUCACUCUUUUUUGUACAUUUCUUUGCUGUCCCUGCACAACUACGACGUGAAAUGACCAAAUUUUAAGUUAACUUGAGAACGGGAACGGCAAGGCAAUGAAUUCUACCAUCUCUGUCUGAAUUCGGGCGCGGUCCCCUCUACUCAUCCCCAACCACAAUUCUCUUCUUUUAAGUAACAGGGCAAAUUGGUAUAGUCGCGAAAAAGUUUAAAAGGACGCGAAGUCUAUUUUUCAACGACGUUUUCAUGGACGUCGCCGUUGUCGGAUCGUAAGGUCCCCACUACAACAAGGGCGCAUACCUUCGAAUGUUAAUUCAACUCCCAUGUGCACUCCCCUCGUCAUGGCGUUUUUACCUACCUGUUCGUACUUAGUUUAAUUUUACGGCAAAUUAAGGCCAUCGUGGGGGUCCCACAAACUUGACAGCAAAGAAGCCAAGCCCGGAAAUGGUAUUGCUCAUAUUUCAAUGGUAUUACGUCAACAGAUUCGCAUACAAAUAAGCCACUUCUAUUUGGACGCAAAAAUAAAACUGGAAACUGCUCUUUGCAAAUGCCGAAUGAAAGUUGUUCGCUCUGGGAAAUGUGAACUCCUGGAUGCAUGGGUUGCCUGAUCAUUUCUUGUUCUUUGACUUACCACUUGACGCAAAUUCUGAUCUUUUGCUUCGUUGACAGGGAUUAGAGUAUGUGACGCGCUUUGCAUGGAAGGGGGUUACAGACUACUUAGUGGUGAGUGUAAUAUGCAGCUUAUUAGACAGCUUCAGAGAUCAUAACCGUCGAUAUUUUAUAUGGUUUGCCUAUAUAUCCAGCUGUUUUGUUUUGGGGCUAGGUUUCUUCGUUCAUUGAUUUCCCAACCAAUCCUGAUACAGCUGAAAAGCACCUCUAAAAAAAAGACAAAUACUGAUCUUUUGUCUUACAUUGUAGAGAACUAGAAAGGUUAUAAUUAUGUCCUCACCAAUUUGCACCACAGAACAGGCUGAAUUUUGGCAAGUGAACAUUUUUCACCUGUUCUUUCUGGAUGUACCAACCAAUCUCAUAAUUUCACAAAUUUAGUUUUGUGACGUCAUCACUUUUCUUCUCCAUUAAUUUGUUCUUAAAGGGUCUAAUUCAGAAGCCAAAGGCUUUGUCGACACCAGUCUUCAAGCAGCCAUUGGUCGUGGUUUCACAACCCGUGGGAAAGAUCUGGGUCCUGUUGGGAAAUUAACCAUGAUACUGGGUGCCCUUUUACAUGAAGAUAGUCAUGGGGUAUUUCAUGGAAAGGCGAUCAACUUAGCACGCAAAUUAUAUGAAGAGUACGACAAAGCUUUGAAAUUCUAUGACGUUCUUAUUAUGCCAACAAUCAUUAACCAGCCGCCAAAAGUCCCAGACUCUGGUGAAGUGAAUUUUGGUAAGUAACCGUAGUGGAUGGUCCUCAGUUAAUUUUGAUGGGAGCGUGCGGGGAAGUGUUUUGGACAAGCAGGAGCCCAUGACCUGGAGAGAGCAACUCCCAUACUAGGCCUAUGUCACGGCGUUUUCAAGGGCUGGUUUAUUUUUAGAUACAUUUUAGCGCACUUUUCCCCGCAAAAAUGGAAGCUCCGUUCCAUCUAUGAGCAUAUUUGAAAGAUAACAUAUAACAUAAGAAACAUAUAACAUUUGAAAGAUAACAUAUGAGACUAAAACGUCCUUUUUAGCGCCGUAGGUUGUGCUGAUUGGUUCGUGGGACUAGAAUGUUCUAAAUUCGCGUCAAAAUCGUUCUAAAAAUAAACUGACCGGUGAAAACGCCGUGACACAAGUACAUGAAAGUCGCUUGCUCCGAGUUAUAAUCUCCUGGGACAAGUUAAUAAAUAAUGAAACAAUAAUAAUGACUUUGUAGAAGGCUUAUCCACCGAGUAGUUCCUCGUCUACUUUGUCCCUAUAUCGCUGUCUGUAAGACGGACAUCGUCCAGACAAGCACCGAGUGUCCCUCUAGGAGAGGUGCUUUGUAGAGCGAAUUCAAAGAAAAUGACUGAAGAACGAAGGGUUCAACUGUAGUGGUCGGUUAUUUAAACGAAGUCUAACUUAGACCGCGGUUUAGGAAAUCUUUGGACCUCCAGAACUCUUCCUUAGUGGGUUAUUUAAAAAGACAAAUGCUUUUCAAGUCUACGCCAUAGGCUUUCAUGAACUGUUCACAAAAACUGGCGUUUACAUAAAAGCGUUCGGCGAACUGAAAAUGGCUUACAGCGCAGUUUUGUUAAACACAGGCUAAACUCGGUUUAAAUAACUGGCCCUAGGUGUUCGACGUAGAGAGAGAUGUCCACUUUGAAGAAAGUCAUGUAAAACGAAAUGACUGAAGAAUGGAAGGCUCCAACUCUUGGUUUUCGGUUACUUAUAGAGAGUCAAAGAAAAGGAAAGGGACUCGAGGUGUCCAUUAAAAGAGAAUUGAUUGCAUGUACUGAUUUUGAUUAUAUUCCAUACUUAGGAAACGCUUUUGAUUUUUGCGAGAACACUGGUCCAUUUAACGUGACAGGGCACCCAGCUCUUACAAUCAACGCAGGAUUCAGCGAUGGUUUGCCUGUGGGAAUGAUGAUUGUGGGGAGAAAGUUUGAUGAAGCCACUGUUCUUAAUGUGGCCUUUGCGUACGAGAGGUUGAGAGACACUAGCUAA
Molecule: messenger RNA, 5500 nt
Organism: Porites evermanni
Lineage: Eukaryota; Metazoa; Cnidaria; Anthozoa; Scleractinia; Poritidae
Source: the annotation of a GenBank genome assembly